AUGGCUGGCACCUUUGGUCGUCUCCUGGCUGGCCGUGCAACUGCUGCACUUUUUGCAGCAGCAGGCACAGGGGUACUCACCACUGGGUACCUCCUCAACCAGCAAAAUGUGAAAGCUGCUGUGCAUGAGAAGCGGAAGCUCUUCCCUCCCAGUGCAGACUAUCCAGAUCUUCGCAAGCACAACAACUGCAUGGCUGAGUGUCUCACCCCAGCCAUUUAUGCUAAGCUGAGGGACAAGCUGACUCCCAAUGGCUACAGCCUGGACCAGUGCAUCCAAACCGGGGUAGACAAUCCUGGCCAUCCUUUCAUUAAAACUGUCGGCAUGGUUGCAGGUGAUGAAGAAUCCUAUGAGGUGUUUGCUGAGAUUUUUGACCCUGUCAUUAAAGCAAGACAUAACGGCUAUGAUCCACGAACCAUGAAGCACCAUACAGACCUGGAUGCAUCCAAGAUCACCCAUGGCUAUUUUGAUGAGCACUAUGUCCUCUCAUCACGUGUGCGCACUGGCCGCAGCAUUCGUGGCCUGAGCCUUCCUCCUGCCUGCACCAGGGCUGAGAGGAGAGAGGUGGAAAACGUUGUGGUAACUGCCCUAGCUGGGCUGAAGGGAGACCUUGCUGGAAAGUACUACAGCUUGACCAACAUGUCUGAGAGGGAUCAGCAGCAGCUUAUUGAUGAUCACUUUCUCUUUGACAAGCCAGUGUCCCCUCUGCUGACAUGUGCUGGGAUGGCUCGUGACUGGCCAGAUGCCAGAGGAAUCUGGCAUAACAACGAUAAGACAUUUCUCAUCUGGAUUAAUGAAGAGGACCAUACCAGAGUGAUCUCCAUGGAGAAGGGUGGAAAUAUGAAACGGGUGUUUGAAAGAUUUUGCCGUGGCUUAAAAGAGGUUGAAAGAUUAAUUAAAGAACGGGGCUGGGAAUUCAUGUGGAAUGAACGCCUCGGGUACAUUCUGACCUGUCCAUCCAACCUGGGAACUGGUUUACGUGCUGGAGUCCAUGUCAAGCUGCCCAAGCUUAGCAAGGAUCCUAGGUUUCCAAAAAUCCUGGAGAAUCUGAGGCUGCAAAAGCGUGGCACUGGUGGGGUGGAUACUGCAGCUGUAGCAGACGUGUAUGAUAUCUCCAACCUGGACCGCAUGGGUCGAUCAGAGGUGGAACUAGUCCAGAUUGUCAUUGAUGGGGUCAAUUACCUAGUUGACUGUGAGAAGAAACUAGAAAAAGGUCAAGAUAUUAAGGUGCCACCACCACUGCCACAGUUCGGCAGGAAAUGA
Messenger RNA from Centrocercus urophasianus (Greater sage-grouse), 1260 nucleotides. It is a transcript of the gene CKMT2, whose product is annotated as creatine kinase, mitochondrial 2. Lineage: Eukaryota; Metazoa; Chordata; Aves; Galliformes; Phasianidae. Gene Ontology annotation, molecular function: creatine kinase activity. Bases 1 to 1260 code for a protein of 419 amino acids. The record is from RefSeq and is a predicted model, not a curated record. Gene Ontology annotation, cellular component: mitochondrion. Gene Ontology annotation, biological process: phosphocreatine biosynthetic process. The transcript is spliced from 9 exons.